AUGUUGAAAGGAAGAGGAGAUCGUGAAGGUAACCUAAUUGUGGAGCUCAAAAAAGAGAAUAUUCAGAACAAAUGGCUAGCAGCAGCAAAAACAGCAUCCGUCACCAUUGCAGACAUCCACCCGCAUGAACCUGGUAACAUUAAUCCUGUAUACAUUAGAGAAACCAUGACUAAACUAAACAAACAAAUACUGUGGCUUGCCAAGCAAGAACUUAUAAUAAAGCUGAAUUAUAAAUAUGUGUGGUUCAAAAAAGACUUUGUUAAAGCACGUAAGGAUGAUAAGGACAAAAUACAUUAUCUUAGAACCGUAAACGAUGUGCAUGUAUUAGCUAAUCAGAAGCUGUAG
This is a messenger RNA of Parnassius mnemosyne (clouded apollo), 345 nucleotides long. NCBI's taxonomy places the organism in Eukaryota, Metazoa, Arthropoda, Insecta, Lepidoptera, Papilionidae. The record is from the annotation of a GenBank genome assembly.